Messenger RNA from Apis laboriosa (Himalayan honeybee), 7388 nucleotides. It is a transcript of the gene rols, whose product is annotated as protein TANC2. Gene Ontology annotation, molecular function: protein binding. The coding region runs from base 1754 to 6412 and encodes 1552 amino acids. The record is from RefSeq and is a predicted model, not a curated record. Lineage: Eukaryota; Metazoa; Arthropoda; Insecta; Hymenoptera; Apidae. The transcript is spliced from 17 exons.
AUAAAAAAAAAGAUCAGUGAAUCUGAUAGUGUCAGAAAUUAAAGUGGAAGUGCUGCGUAUCGGUUUUAAUUGGCUUAAAAUCGAUAGAAGCUGGUAGAAGAAAGGUAGAACAAUUUUCAUUUUAAAAAGGAAGCGAAAAGAGUCAAAAUGGUUCACACCGAUAUUCUCAUCAAAGGGCCUUACGAAGAUACGAGAAAGAACAAAAAUGCAUCGUCAGCACACCAACAGCGACCUCAACAAUCGCAGAACAAGAAUGACAAGUAUGGCUCUUGGGGUCCAGUGUAUAAGAACAAACAAAACUUUAUCGACAUGCAUAUUUGCUGAUUACUAUGAGGUAUAACUUGAAAGAUCGUAUUGAAGAUAAUGAAUAACGAAUAAAAAAAUUUUAUAUAUUACUUGCAUCACUUUAUCACUUUAAUUUCGACACCAAAGAUUUCUUUGUUAAAUUGAUUAAUUAGUAACAAUAAAAAUGAAUAGAAGCAAUUAGAAGACAAAAGAUUGAUUAUUCUUUAACCGAUUAUUCAAAACAAUUUCCACUUGAAGAGGAAAAAAUGCUAAUAAUCUUUGAAGCUUCGAAAACAGACGGAUGAAAAAACUAUAUCACUAGUUCCGCCGGAUAUGCAACUCACGAGAAGACAAAGGACUUGGAAAAAAUAACUGACGAUUAGGUUAGGAAUCUAAGAAUAUAAAUACAUCGAAUACAAUUUUCAUCCAUUUCGUUUUUCAUUCACUAUGGGAUCAAUUAAAUUUAAUUAAAUAAAUUCUUCAUAUUUCUAUUCAUGAAACAUAAUAUCUCAGAACGUUUAAAUGAAUUCUUCCGUCAUAAUCAGACUACAACUUACAAUACACUCUUCUUUAUUCCAACUCGAUUUGAAUAGAAAAAUCUAAAAAUUUCUUUAAAAAAUUACCACAUAAAAGAGAAUAUGCAGAAGAAAGAAGAUAUCAAAAGAUUCCAAUUUCAAAUAUAUUUAAAGUUAAAUCGUUAUAAAUAAAAUAAACAUUUCGAUCAUCUUCAAAAAUUCUCUCAAAACUCUUUUACAAUACAAUCUUUAUUUCGAUUCCACGUAUCGAAUCAACUCUUCGAAUAAAACUGUUUCGUUCACCUGGAAAAUCAGCCUGGAAAUCGACCAAAAACGGGUGAAAUAAGAUUUGGAGAGGAAGAUCGAUCGGGGAUCCCCUCGGUUUCCACCCCGUCGAGUCGAGGAAAUAGUAGGGGAAAGCCGGGCUGGUGGGGAAACGAGCGAGGAAGAGAAAAAAAAGCUUCUGGACAAACGAGAGAGCUUUGCCGUGGCUCGGAUAGAACGGGGGCAACGUGGUGCAGUCGUUGAGAACGCGUCGUCAGGUUCGGUGUUCCUCUGAAUGGAGGGUGACGGGGGUGGAACGGUUCGUCGCUCGAGAAUUCACGUUCGACACAACGUCUAUCUCGUUCCUAAUAUUUAUCCUGAUAAUAAUUAAACACGCUUAAACGCUUUCGUCCUUCCGACGAAAUCGAAGGACGUGGCAAUUUUUUUUUUUUUUUUUUUUUUUUUUAAUCAACGCGAUUAGAGGGAUUCGAUCGAGAGUGAAAGAGGAGGAGGAGGAGGAGGAGGACGAAAGAAGAGGAGAAAGAAGGAAAGUGGCGUUGCUCCGUGGAACGCGAGAGAUAACCCGAGAGUCGACGUCCCGACGCUGCUGCUAUUUCGAGGCUGAAACACACCGGUCGUUCGCGGAUGUAUUCUAAGGGAAAAAAAUCGUCUGUUUAAAAUUCGGCACGAUGAGGGCACGAGACUCGAUCGUGUACACUCCGGUGUCCCUUGGACCGGAUACGGAUGACGAGGAAACGUUGGUCAACGCGGAAGUUUACAACAAUGAUCUGGCCCAGAUCCGAGCAUUGGUGGAGUCGACGGGGAUGCUAGGUGGCUCUACCUGUCCAUCCUGCGAGAUGCCAUUCGACAAAGGGAAGAAACGUCGAUUGAUCGACUCGUGCGGCCACGAGCGCUGCUAUUCCUGCCUGUUCCGCAGCGAGGCUUGCCCGCUUUGCCUGCGCGCCGAUUUCAACGACGACGACGGCCUGGAGGGACCCUUCAGGGAGGGGUUCAUCGGCUCCUCGGGGCCCAUGUCCAUCCUCGCGCCCACGGAUGGCUGGAUCGAUGAGUCAUCAACGGUGAACUCUCUCUGCGGCAGCCCCAGACCGCGUACGAAAGUCACCACGAGAGCCAAUCUUCCUUCGAGAGUCAUGCACCAACGCGAGACCGAUGAAAGUGUUUCUUCCUCGGCGAUGGCUAAAGGAUUGAAGAACAAACCACCGGCACUUCCGGAGUCCUCUCAGGGGAAGCAGAAGCUUCAGAUGAUGACUCAGAGUUGUCCAACCCCACCGAAUCAAAGGAAGAGGUUUUUCCUGAAUCCAAAGGUGCUCAGGAGUUCAUUCGUUCCUCAAAGAUCGUCCAGACGGGGAGCAUCGUCUCCCGAACCAGUCGUAAACGACAAUCCUUCCGCCUUGUCAGACGACGAAGGAGGUUGCGUCAAGCCAUUGUCCUCCAAGACGAGGAAAUCGUCCCAAUCGGAUCUCCACAUGAGGCUAGGCCUUCUCCUAGGCACGAAUCACACUCGAGCGAGCAGCAGCGUGGACACGACGGAUCUGCCUGGUGCCUCGAAUCGUUCCAGCGCGGGUGCAUGCCAAUCCAGAGUCCCUAUCCAAGGCCAUGACAGUUCUGCAGCCUCGUUCAGCAGUUUAACCAGCUUCGAAACGCAAACGUUGGCCUCCACGAACACCAGUCCGGUGUCUACGUUGACUGGAACGUCGAGUGAAGCGGAAGCAGCCGCAGCUUUGAGGUGUCCUAUCAAACCUAAGACGAAAGUAAAAGGAAAGAGCAAGUCCAGAGAUUGCGACAGUGCUGGAAGCUUGGCCUCCAUCUCAACCUCGGUGUCCGCGUCCACUUCUAUGUCGAUGUCGAUGUCCGUUUCCGUUUCGGGCCUGUCGAACGGCAGCUCGAGCCCGCUCACUCCUAGAAGACAUUCCGUGAACGCCUCGCAACCUGGCCAAAGCGACGAGCUUGGCCAGUUCAAAAACAGACGGUCUUGCGCCAGGAGAUCAGCCAGAACUGGAAACGUCAAGGGUGUUGUCGACACGAAAUUACGUUUCAUACAGCAUCACGGUACGCAGCUGACCCUGAAACCUCUGUUCUUCGAAGUACCUUUAUUGGAAGCCGAUCCAUUGUUCACCGGUCGCCAAUGGCUGCUCCAAGAACUGGAAUCGGUUGUAAACGGGUCCAGCCCUGGAGUUUUGAUCUCUGGGUGUCCUGGAACCGGGAAGACCGCGCUGGUUCUACAGCUGGUUGAACACAGUUGUUUUGGAAGAAGGCGGGAACAACCUCUUCCAUCGGAAAUCAACGAGGAGGCUGGAGAGAAAGAGAAAAUAAGUUGCAGCUCGGCUUUGCAUGCUAGUAUUCGUUAUACCAACGAGAAGGUUCGAGAAUUAGCUUCUCACGUUGUAGCAUAUCACUUCUGUCAAGCGGAUAAUAACAGUACUUGUUUGGUACCAGACUUGAUCCACUCUUUAGCAGCUCAAUUAUGUCAAGCUCCUCAACUCAUCUCCUACAGAGAAUAUCUGCUCUCGGAACCUCAUAUACAGGGUUCUCUAUCGCAAAGAGAAUGCACUGUCGAUCCAGAUCUUGCACUAUCUAGAGGUAUAAUUGAACCCUUGUCUACAUUGAAGAAAACAAAUAGACUGCCUGACACCAAUAUGGUGAUUUUAAUCGAUGCUGUCUGCGAAGCAGAGUACCAUAGACCAGAUAGAGGCGACACAAUAGCAUCCUUUUUAACGAGGCAUGCUCCAAACUUUCCUAGCUGGUUAAAAAUUGUAUGCACAGUCAGGACGCAAUUGUUAGAAUGCGCCAAACAACUACCUUAUACCAGGGUCUCCUUAGACAGAGCCUCAAACGACAGCGCCGGAAGUAACGUGACAAGAGAUCUCUCUGAUUACAUUGGAUAUAGAUUAGCUCAGAGUCCUGCUAUUCAAACAAACGUCACUGCAUCGGUGAAUGGCAAAGCGGAAUCAUCCUGCAGUGCGAAUCAAACCAGAUUCGCCUCGCAUCUAUUAGCUUUAGCUAGAGGUAGCUUUCUCUUCGCGAAAUUGACGCUCGAUCUUAUCGAGAGCGGUCAUCUGGUGGCUAAAUCUGCCAGCUAUAAGGUACUGCCAGUCUCCUUGGCGCAGAUUUUCCAGUUGCACUUCAACCUCAGGUUCCCUACAGCAACAUCGUUCGACAAGGUUCAACCUCUAUUAGGCGUUUGCCUAGCUGCUCUGUAUCCUCUAACUUUACCUGAGAUCUUCUACUCGGUGAAUUCUCUGAACACGGACCAUUUCGUUUCAUGGGAGGAUUUUCUACAGAGAUUCAAAAUGCUCUCUGGAUUCCUCGUGAAACGUCUGGACAAUACCUACAUGUUCUUCCAUCCAUCGUUCAGGGAGUGGUUGAUGAGAAGGGACGAGGGCGAAUCGACCAAGUUUCUCUGCGACCUGAGGUUAGGUCACGCAGCCAUCGCGUAUAGGCUCUCCAGACUCCAGGCACCGUUAGAUGGCGAUAAAGCUUUAGAAUUGGGUCACCAUAUACUGAAGGCGCACGUUUACAGAGGCGUUGCUCCGUGUUGGCCUUCGCGCGAUCUACAGGCCAUUUGGUUAGCAUCGUCCACGGAAUGCGUCUCCUCCGCACUGUGCACACUGAGGAACAUCUACAGCCCGAACGUGAAGGUUUCGAGGUUGCUUUUGCUGGCAGGAGCAUCUCCGAAUCACAUCACGGAAUAUCUGGGCAAUGCUCCAGCUCUUUGCAUGUACGCUCACGAAGGUUCUGUCGAGAUGGUAUCGUUGUUAUUGGAAUUUGGAGCCGAUGUCGAGUUGACGAACAGCCAGGGAUGCACAGCGCUCUCGUUAGCGGCUGCUCGUGGCCAUUGCGAUGUUGUCAGAAGACUAGCCGCUGCUGGAGCUUCGUUAGGUCACACGGACAUGGCAGGACAGUGUCCCUUGGUUCACGCAGCUAGACACGGAAGAUUGUCCGUGGUUGGUUACCUUUUGGCUUGCGAUUGGGUAGUUCCAACCAACGUGAGUGAAAUCGAAGGAUCUCAAGAAAUAGGUAGAGAAGAGGCUGCUCAGCAAGCUGUGGUCGCCGCAGCGGCUCAAGGUCACGAGUCUAUCGUGGAAUACUUAUUAGACAUGGCCGAAGUUAUUGUAGAUCGUCCUGAUACUUUGAUAGGCGAGACUGCCUUGACUAUCGCUGCUGCAAACGGUUCCACGGCCACAGUUUCGGCAUUGUUGGCUCGAGGAGCGAAUCCAACAGCUGUGAACGCAAAAGGAUUGUCUCCUUUGAUGUUAGCUGCAAGAGAGGGACAUUGGGGUACGGCCGAAAGAUUACUGCAAGGAACACUCUCGAGCAGUACCGAUACCGUUCUGGACGAUGCAGCAUCUCUCCUAGAUCAACGAGACCCAGCUGAUCGUACUGCACUGAUGCUAGCUGCCUCAGAAGGUCACACAAACUUGAUCGAACUAUUUUUAGACAAAGGAUCCGUUCUAGAGAGUAGAGAUAAAGAAGGAAUGACCGCUCUCUGCUGGGCCUGCGUGAGAGGAAGACUAGCCGCCGUGCAGAACCUUAUUGAUCACGGGGCUGAUGUUAAUACUAACGAUAAUACAGGGAGAACUCCUCUAGAUCUAGCUGCCUUCCAGGGCAAUCCAAAGUUGGUGCAAUUGUUGCUCGAGAAAGGAGCAGCGGUCGAGCACGUCGAUCUCCACGGAAUGCGACCUUUGGACAGAGCGAUCGGAUGUCGAAAUAUACCCGUGGUGCAGUGUUUCCUACGCCGUGGGGCGAAAUUGGGCCCGGCAACCUGGGCGAUGGCCGCUGGAAAACCAGACGUUCUCCUGAUCUUAUUGAACAAACUCCUCGAAGAUGGGAACGUCCUCUACAGAAAGAACAGGCUGAAAGAGGCGUCGCAUAGGUACGCGUAUGCGCUACGAAAGUUCCCUGCGUCGCCGGAAGAGGAUUGCCAGGGGCAAGAGCAGGGUCACAUGAUGCUGCAACUCCAGACGUUUGCGCAACUUCGACUGAAUUUCUUGCUCAACCUCAGUCGAUGCAAGCGCAAGAUGAAUGAAUGUGCGGAAGCAAUCGAGCUCGCUGACGAAGCUCUAAAAGUUCGUCCAGUAUCGUACGAAGCAUUUUACGCGAGGGCGAAAGCACGAGUUGAUUCAGACUUCCUGGAGGACGCAUUAUCCGACGUCCAAGAGGCAUUGCAGAUCGCACCACCGCAAAAUCGACAGGAUCGGCGCGUUCUCGUUACUCUGAAGGAAGAAAUAGUUUCCAGAUUGGAUGGAGUAGGGACCAGCAAAGGAUCGGUUGACUCUACCAGCAGAUCUCGCCUUCGAGCGUCAGUCGACACUCUCACAGAAUUGUAAAAUUAUCUAUUUUUUUGUCUUUCAAAAGACUUUUGAUUGCCCACGUUUAAGAUAUCGUCCUUUCUUUCACAAAGGGAAUGAUUAUAUGCAAGCUCUGAAACAGUUCUUGCAUGCGUAUAUUUAAUUUAUAAGUUGAUUUUUCUUGAACUGAACUCGCGAUUCCUCGAAGAUUUCUUUUAAAAAGAUAAUAUGGCUUAGGAUUUGCUUUCAAAAAAUAUUUGGAGGCAAUUCGAAACAUUCAAUCAAAUUCGAAUGAAGUAUUUUGUUUAUUUCCUUUUUUUUUUUUUUUUUUUUUUUUUAUUUUGUUAAUUUAACGACUCAUUGCGUACGUUGUACGUACUUGAAGAAAUAUUCCUUCUCCAUUGCGUUGCUUGAUUCAUUUUUGAUAAUCAGCAAGGAUUUAUAUAUGUUUUUAUUCUUUUCUUUUCUGUGCAAUUGUAUUGCAUGACCGUGUUAGGAUUUUGUACUAUGUCCAAUUCGAUUCUAAAUCGAAUACAGAGUUUAAUAUAUAUAUACGUUUUUCUAUAUAUAUAUAUAUACACAUAUUAUAUAUAUAUAGUAAAUAUAUAUAUAAGUAUUUAUAUUAUAUUACGCGUAAAAAAAAAAAAAUUGAUUUUUUAGUGUCGUUGUAAUUUAAAUGAAAGUUAUUUAAUUGUUUCUUCCUCUCUGUUUCUUUCAGUAUUUUCUCUCUUUUUUUUUUUUUUUAAAUAUAUCGCCACAAAGAAAAAAAAAUGCAAUUUAAUAAAAGAGAAUUUUGAUAUUGAUAUGAUUCCAGCGUUAAAUUGUCACAGCCUGUAGAUUAAACAUGGCUGCCAUUUUUCCACGCGUGCGAAACGCAACACGAUCUCGCUGAACGUAUUUAUAAUGCACUCGCUUGCCAAGCAUUUAAUACACUUUUAAUUCCUCUGUAACCCGUCACGAUCGUUUCCGAAUUUUUAUGUUAAUACAAGCGCUGCAAAGUUGUAUGGACUUCGAU